Molecule: messenger RNA, 527 nt
Organism: Chilo suppressalis (striped riceborer)
Lineage: Eukaryota; Metazoa; Arthropoda; Insecta; Lepidoptera; Crambidae
Source: the annotation of a GenBank genome assembly
CGGACGCAUGCCUAGUCUGACGUUUUUCUCUCUUUUUUUUUCUUAUCAUUAUUAUCAAAUUGUCAAUCCAAAAAGGUAGUAGUGUCUCGUCACGGUCGAUUCAAGUGGAGAUGUAAACUUUUCCUCUCCAUAAACCAACAUUUAGUACCUUUCCUGUGUUCUCAACCUCAAACAUGUCCAAACUUUACAGAGCUCUUGUGACCUCCGCUGAUAAAUUUGUGCCCACUAAACUUCGCCCACUUUGGGAACACGAAGCUGGGCCAAAAACUAUAUUCUUUUGGGCGCCUGCCUUCAAGUGGGCGCUAGUAGCGGCAUCUGUCGACGACUACAGGCGGCCGCUGGACAAAGUGUCCACUUCCCAGUCGGCCACGCUGGCCGCCACCGGCCUCAUCUGGACGCGGUACUGCUUAGUCAUCAGACCUAUCAACUACUCACUUUCGAUUUGCAACUUCUCACUUGGAGUUGCAAACGCAGUGCAAUGCUUUAGAGCGUAUAGGUUCCAAAAAAGUCUUAAAACCAUUGCCUAA